Acomys russatus (golden spiny mouse) is the source of this 2803-nucleotide messenger RNA. RefSeq names its product inhibitor of nuclear factor kappa B kinase subunit beta (gene Ikbkb). Lineage: Eukaryota; Metazoa; Chordata; Mammalia; Rodentia; Muridae. Gene Ontology annotation, molecular function: ATP binding; IkappaB kinase activity. Gene Ontology annotation, biological process: peptidyl-serine phosphorylation; tumor necrosis factor-mediated signaling pathway; positive regulation of transcription by RNA polymerase II. Bases 130 to 2403 code for a protein of 757 amino acids. The record is from RefSeq and is a predicted model, not a curated record. The transcript has 22 exons. Gene Ontology annotation, cellular component: cytoplasm; IkappaB kinase complex.
CGUCAGGGCAGGAAGUGUUUGAGGAAGUGGCGCUGGGGCUAGCUGCGUGGGGACCCCAAGUUUUCAUGUCCUCAGCGGGUGUCGCUGGCGGCCCCGAGGCCCCUGGGGCAGAGUUUGCAGGGCAUAGAUAUGAGCUGGUCACCUUCCCUCCCAACCCAGACAUGUGGGGCCUGGGAGAUGAAAGAACGACUCGGGACCGGGGGAUUUGGAAACGUCAUCCGGUGGCACAAUCAGGUGACAGGUGAACAGAUUGCUAUCAAGCAGUGCCGACAGGAGCUCAGCCCAAAGAACAGAGAUCGCUGGUGCCUAGAGAUCCAGAUCAUGAGAAGACUGAACCAUCCCAAUGUGGUGGCUGCCCGGGAAGUCCCGGAGGGGAUGCAGAACUUGGCCCCCAAUGAUUUGCCUCUACUGGCUAUGGAGUACUGCCAAGGAGGAGAUCUCCGACGAUACUUGAACCAGUUCGAAAACUGCUGUGGCCUGCGGGAAGGAGCCAUUCUUACCCUGCUGAGUGACAUUGCAUCGGCGCUUAGGUACCUUCACGAAAACAGAAUCAUCCAUCGUGACCUGAAGCCAGAAAACAUCGUCCUGCAGCAAGGAGAGCAAAGAUUAAUACACAAAAUUAUUGAUCUAGGAUAUGCCAAGGAACUGGAUCAGGGCAGUCUGUGCACGUCAUUUGUGGGGACCCUGCAGUACCUGGCUCCGGAGCUGCUGGAGCAGCAGAAGUACACUGUGACCGUUGACUACUGGAGCUUCGGCACCCUCGCCUUUGAGUGCAUCACCGGCUUCCGGCCCUUCCUCCCUAACUGGCAGCCUGUGCAGUGGCAUUCCAAAGUCCGGCAAAAGAGUGAAGUGGACAUUGUUGUUAGUGAAGACCUGAAUGGAGCAGUGAAGUUUUCAAGUUCGUUACCCUUCCCCAACAAUCUUAACAGGGUCCUGGCUGAGCGCCUGGAGAAGUGGCUGCAGCUGAUGCUCACGUGGCAUGCUCGACAAAGGGGCACGGAUCCCCAGUACGGUCCCAAUGGCUGUUUCAGAGCCCUGGAUGACAUCUUGAACUUGAAGCUGGUUCACAUCCUGAACAUGGUCACAGGCACCAUUCACACAUACCCUGUGACAGAGGAUGAGAGUCUGCAGAGCUUAAAGACCAGAAUCCGGGAAGACACUGGAAUCCUAGAGAAAGACCAGGAGCUGCUGCAAGAGGCAGGGCUGGUGCUGCUUCCUGACAAGCCUGCUACCCAGUGUAUCUCAGACAGCAAGCCAAAUGAGGGCCUCACGUUGGACAUGGAUCUUGUUUUUCUCUUUGACAACAGUAAAAUCACCUAUGAGACUCAAAUCGCCCCCCGAUCCCAUCCUGAAAGUGUGAGCUGUAUCCUUCAGGAGCCCAAGCGGAACCUCUCCUUCUUCCAGCUGAGGAAAGUGUGGGGCCAAGUCUGGCACAGCAUCCAAAUGCUGAAGGAAGACUGCAACCGGCUGCAGCAGGGACAACGAGCUGCCAUGAUGAAUCUCCUUCGGAAUAACAGCUGCCUCUCCAAGAUGAAGAACGCCAUGGCCUCUAUGGCACAGCAGCUCAAGGCCAAGUUGGAUUUCUUUAAAACCAGCAUCCAGAUUGACCUGGAGAAAUACAGAGAGCAGACAGAGUUUGGGAUCACAUCUGAUAAGCUGCUGCUGGCCUGGCGGGAGAUGGAGCAGGCUGUGGAGCUGUGUGGGCGGGAGGACGACGUGAAGAAUCUAGUAGAGCGGAUGAUGGCCCUGCAGACUGACAUUGUGGACUUGCAGAGGAGCCCGAUGGGUCGGAAGCAGGGGGGUACUCUGGAUGACCUAGAGGAGCAAGCCAGGGAGCUCUAUAGAAGACUACGAGAGAAGCCAAGAGACCAAAGGACAGAAGGCGAUAGUCAGGAAAUGGUACGACUGCUGCUUCAGGCAAUCCAAAGCUUCGAGAAGAAAGUGCGGAUGAUUUAUAUCCAGCUCAGUAAAACCGUGGUUUGUAAGCAGAAGGCACUGGAGUUGCUGCCCAUGGUGGAAGAGGUGGUGAGCCUCAUGAACGAGGAUGAGAGGACUGUGGUCCGGCUUCAGGAGAAGCGGCAGAGGGAGCUCUGGAAUCUCCUAAAGAUCGCCUGCAGCAAAGUCCGAGGUCCAGUGAGUGGAAGCCCAGAUAGCAUGAAUGUGUCUCGGCUUAGUCACCCUGGUCAGCUAAUGUCCCAGCCUUCCAGUGCCUGUGACAGCUUACCUGAAUCGGCCAAGAAAAGUGAAGAACUGGUGGCUGAAGCCCACGCCCUCUGCACCCGGCUAGAAAGCGCGCUACAAGACACCGUGAGGGAGCAAGACAGAAGCUUCACGACUCUAGAUUGGAGCUGGUUACAGAUGGAGGAUGAAGAAAGGGGUAGCUUGGAGCAGGCCUGUGACUGAGGCUCCUAUGGACUGGCCCGUGACUCUGGAUGUGACGAUGGUCUGGUGUCUGCAGCACCCAGAUGGAAAUCUCACUCGCCCAGCAGCUGUGAUGUCUGUCCUCAGCGGCUACACACUGGACGCCCUCUACCACAGAAGCACAAGAGCACCAGUUACGGGCACUCAUGGCAGCAGCAACGCUUCGUAGCUGUUUCCUCCGCUGUAAGAAGAAAGUGCCCAAUAGUUUGCCACACAGAGCAUGGGACAGAUGUCUACCUUGUUUUCCAGACAGCAGCCAACCUGUCCCCUUUGGACGGCUGGUGAGAGGGAGACCUGCCUUGCCCCUCCCUCCUCACCCUACAGCUGGGGCUUCAUCUGGAUCCAGCUCUCUUAGCCAUUUAAUUAUAUGUUUGAUGACCUU